Molecule: messenger RNA, 5197 nt
Organism: Myxocyprinus asiaticus (Chinese sucker)
Lineage: Eukaryota; Metazoa; Chordata; Actinopteri; Cypriniformes; Catostomidae
Product: cytoplasmic protein NCK1-like
Exons: 5
Coding region: 163-1308 (381 amino acids)
Biological process (GO): negative regulation of endoplasmic reticulum stress-induced eIF2 alpha phosphorylation; positive regulation of endoplasmic reticulum stress-induced intrinsic apoptotic signaling pathway; negative regulation of PERK-mediated unfolded protein response
Molecular function (GO): ephrin receptor binding
Source: RefSeq, a predicted model, not a curated record
CGUCUGCAAUCUAAAUAGUGCUGAUCAUCGAGUGUGUGCUGGAUACACGGCGAAAGAACGGGAGUCGCCGGUGCAGAUCUGAUCAUUUAAGGGUCUACCUUGGAGCAUCUCAUCUAGGAUAUCCACAGCUUUGAUGCAGCACAGUGUUGAAAUAAAUCGAAGAUGACGGAAGAGGUGAUUGUCAUCGCCAAGUUUGAUUACAUUGCCCAGCAGGACCAGGAGCUGGACAUUAAGAAGAAUGAACGUCUCUGGCUUCUGGACGACUCCAAGUCCUGGUGGCGUGUCCGCAACGCUACUAACAAGACGGGUUUUGUGCCGUCUAACUACGUAGAGAGGAAGAACAGUGCCAGGAAAGCAUCAAUCGUCAAGAACCUCAAAGACACUUUAGGGAUCGGUAAGGUAAAACGGAAAACAGGCAUGCGUGAAACAGCCUCCAACUCAGACACAGACUUCUACCCGGACAACAGCGAACGUCUGUACGACCUGAACCUUCCUGCACUAGUUAAAUUCAGCUACACAGCGGAGCGGGAAGAUGAGUUGUCGCUGGUUAAGGGCACGAGGGUCAUUGUUAUGGAGAAGUGUAGCGAUGGGUGGUGGAGGGGGAGCUACAACGGUCGUUCGGGAUGGUUCCCAUCCAACUAUGUGACGGAGGAUGCAGAUGGAUCGGCAAGCAAUGACUCUGCUGGUCUGUCGGAGAAAUUGGCUGCUGUUCUUCAUAGCGCGAAUGGCAAUCGAGUACUGCACACAGUACAGGCACUCUACCCAUUUAGCUCGGGCAAUGACGAAGAGUUGAAUUUCGAGAAGGGGGAGGUAAUGGAUGUUGUAGAGAAGCCAGAAAACGAUCCAGAGUGGUGGAAGUGUCGCAAAGCUGAUGGGCAGAUGGGACUUGUGCCGAAGAACUACGUCACUGUGCUGCAGGAAUCACACAACUCGGCCAGCAUGGCCGGGCCGCCCACACCUGACUGUGACUACAUUGAGCCUUCAUCCAGUGGACGCUUCGCCGGCAAGCAGUGGUACUACGGGAAGGUGACGCGUCAUCAAGCAGAGGUGGCACUCAACCAGAGGGGCACAGAGGGAGACUUUCUUAUCCGGGACAGCGAGUCCUCACCCAAUGACUUUUCAAUAUCGCUGAAAGCUCAGUCCAAAAACAAGCAUUUUAAAGUCCAGAUGAAGGACAACCUGUACUGCAUUGGACAGCGCAAGUUCAACACAAUGGAAGAGCUGGUGGAUCACUACAAAAAGGCGCCCAUCUUCACCAGUGAACAGGGUGACAAACUCUACCUGAUCAAGGCUCUUGCUGCCUCCUGAUCCCAGUCAGAAGACUACCCAGUUAACAAAGACUAUUCAUCAGGACAAACGGACAGACAGGGAAUAUCAAGCAUUCCAUGAAGGGGAGGUACAGGGAGAGAAGACAAUUAACUCCCGUUUAUUCACGCAGAAAUUUGCUAUAUAUAUAUAUAUAUAUAUAUAUAUAUAUAUAUAUAUAUAUAUAUAUAUAUAUAUAUAUAUAUAUAUUUAUCAUUGGUUUAUUUCAAAAAUGUAUUGUUAUUGAAUUUUUUUUAACUGUUCUCCAAACAGCUAAGGAACUUCGCUCAAUUUGUUUCAGAGGUCUUGAAUAUUGUAUGUUUCUGCCUGCAUUGCUUGAACUACGCAAAACAAUUGGUAUUGACUCUACCUAUUGUAUUUAAUAGGAACCAAUAUUUCUGCAAAAUGCUCAAACAAUAAAACUCAGUGACCAAAAUGUACUUAUUGACUAGGAUUUGUAACAAACUUUAAAAUUCUCACUGAGAGAUUGGGCUAUCAUUGUGGGAGGAAACUUGAACUGUAAUCGAAAUAGGAAGUGACCGCAUGUUUCCAACUUUAAUUCAAGCUGGAUUUAAGCUCUAAGAUUCUUCAGUUAUUGCCUAAAUAGCCUUAAUGAGGGUGAAGUCUAUACGAGGAAUACAAUUACAGAAGUUCUCCUUCUCUGACAAUCGAGAUUGCUGCAGAACUUUGCGGUUUGCUACUGUUGUCAUCAAGCCUUGACAAUGUGUCCUAAAUCUGUUAUCCAUACAUCUUGUAAACUGUUUUCAGAAAUCAUAUUAUGCCUUUAAUAUGAUAUUUCCCCAUUUGGAAGGUCUUAGCUGUGAUUGCUGUCUUCUACUAGACAGUUAUUUGAAUGAACGCAGGAAGGGUUGCAGGUCAUCCAAGCCUGUAAUGCGAUGCUGUAGCUGAAGAUUCAAGAUAAACCACACUGGUGCACGCAACAGGUCUUUUUAAUGAUUCGGUAUUUUACUAAUAAAGUGGACUUUUCUGUUUAACGUAACAAUUCAGUUGGCGUAACGGGUGUGUCUUUGUCGUUUUCGUUAUCAGUGGUGGUAUAUUGGUCUGAAGCUUCAUCAGGUGUUAACCUUCUCUUUGUUUUGCUUGGCACUCAUUUGGUUGACAGUAGCUCAAGUUUUCAGAUGUGCAGAUGCAUGUUGAAGCUAGGUGGGUCAAUGCAAUUCCGUUAUACAUCAUUUGAUUCGCUGUCGUCAGUUUGAAAGAAGCAUUGUGAGCUUAGGGUUCAAGGAAGAGCCUACUUCGCCUGGCGAUCAAGAUCCGCCUUGCUGCUUCCGUGUAUUUUUCAUCAGGUUGAUAAACAGCUGAGGGUGUUGAGAGGUGUUCCAAUGGUAUAUGUAAAACCUGGAAGAUAAGGAUAUUUGUGGAGGAUCAGGCAUUGGAGAGGACAUCUCCAUGAGCAUGUUUCUGUUUUAAAUUGGAACAACAUGGAAGUCCUUUCUCAAGACUCGAGGAGGGUGAUCAUCUGGGCUCUCCUCCAGGGGACGAUCACUAUGACCGUGAUUACUUCCCCAGCUGUAUGGAGCCAUACUGGGGGCGAGAGUUGAGGAAUGGGGAUUUUUUGGGGAGUGUAUGGAAAAAAUGCUGAAGCAUGCAGACUUUGGUUCAGCAAAUAUUAAGGUUAGAGUGGAAAUAUGAGAUUACGGUCAAUAAUGUGAAGCUCAAUGCAGGGAAACACAGUUGAUUUUGCUGUUUAGGACAGUUGUUCUCACUCUUUCUUUUUUUUAUUUUUAUUUUUUUGCUUCAGGACCCAGAUUUUUACCUUGGAAACAUUUGGCGACCCAGCACAGAUAAAAACGUAACCUGCAUUAAAUGUAGUCUGGGUCUUUCAUAGUUUAAUUAAUGUUUUUUUUUUUUGAGGAUGAGCGCAUGUCACGCAACAUGUCCAUGUUGGCAUCUUCCUAAUUUGGCUAACUUCUAACAAAGUGACGAAUGAAUUUGCGACCAAAAUACAGUUGAGUGUGACACAUGGCCUCAAAAACAAAAGAUUUGGGAAGUGUUUUCUCCUCCCGUUCAUAAGCCUAUUUUAAUUGUUAUGCUGACUAUACAUGAUUAUAUGGUCAGCUGUAUACGUAUUAUUUUCAUUUAGCAGUUUUUUUCCCCCCUACUGUCUCUGACCCUUUUAGAACAGAACUGCGGCCCAAUAUUGGGUCGAGAUCCACCAGUUGAGAGCCACUGGUUUAGGAUGUGGGAUUUCUGAGGUGUGUAGUCUUACCAUGUAGCCUAGUUUGUGCUUAAUGUGCCUUCAUCUGUUACUGGAACCAAAGGGUUGGUGUUCCUCUAUUCUAAGAUUCACACAUUAUUUGAGUAUUGUUUUGCAUGUGCGCAAUGCAUCCCUGAUAUGUGACUGAUGUUAAUGGACCAAGUCUUGGUCAUGCAAACUUUCCAGUGGGGAGCUAAUCAUACAUUUAAGCCUAUUGUUGAUUUAUUUUACUGAAGUGACCUUACCGUAUUAACUUUAGUCAGGGUAGACAGGAUUUAAUUUGACACAAAUGUAAACAAAAUUGUGAUGGAUAGGAGUACUGUUUAUUCAGUGGGUUUUACUGUUGCACAAUGAGCACAUUUACGAGCACAGCAAUACACUGACAACAAUAAAAAAUCAGCUUAUUCAACAAAACUGACAAUGUAAGAAACCUGUUUACAUGAGAUUUGUAAUCAUUUGAUUAUUUUCUGCUUUUGAUGUCAAAAUGUAAACAGACGUGCACAUUGGAUAAUCCUGUAAGAAUGCCAAUAAAGGUGCAACACGAAGUCGGGGUAAUGGGCAAAAAUCUACGUAUGCCAAUGUUUUUCUGGGGGGCAUAAACCAUUUCUGACCUUACCACAAUAAAGGAAAACUAUUUAAGGUGUUUACAUGACCUUACAUGUUGUAAUCAGUGUAAGAACAUGCAUGUAAACAGACUCAUUGAAAAUAAAUCUUUGCAACAAUUUCACUGCAUCAAAAAACUCCAUGGGUUGUAAAAAUCAGACGUGAACUAGUGAACCUAUUGAACAGACUGUACUUCUAUCCCUCACAGCUUCAUUUUCAUUAGCACCAAAUUAAAUGUUGUCUCUAUCCUGACUAAGAUCAAUAGCCCCAGCAAACAUCAUGGUUAACUUUAUUAGUGUCCGCAGUGGAUUCAGUUGGCGUGUACAAAUAUAUUGACUUUCAGCUUAUGAGGUAGUUUAUUUAAGGUUUGAAAGAGGUCAUUAUGAGUCAAUCAUGUACACUUAACCAACAAGUUUUAUGGUGGUUAAAGGCCAAAUAGUUUGCUUCUUUCUUUCUGGAACAUUACCAAAUGUAUAUUUUUUAAGUGUUAAGAGAACACUCAUGUAGAACCUCAUUUGCAUCAAGACUGUCCAUUUGUGCAUCAAACACAACCAUUAAAAUUUGUCAUGCUAGGUGUAUUGUGAAGUGCAAGGACAACACAAUGAUAUUUUGUCUUGUGAUGUACAAAUUUUUGGCUAAUACUUGGUUUAAUUCUUGAAUUCUGAAUCAAAUUAACCAGAAACUUGGAAGAUUGAAAAAUUUGUGCUUGAUAACUCCACUAUUAGCAUAUUCAGCUUAUGAUAAAAAAAAGAAAGAAGUAAUUUAAGAAAGCAAUGCCAUGUUUCCUGUCGUGUGUCUUUGGUGGCUUCAUUUUGAUACACAAGACUGGAUUCUGACUGGACUUCUCUAUUGAGAGCUGCCUCAGUGGAUUCAUUGGGCCAAAUGGACUGGACUGCAUCACUGAUCUUGUUUGUUAAACCUCAUUUUGUCCGGACUGAGUAAACAGAGUUUCAGCAGAUAUGGGCCUGGAGGUGCUGUGAAAUGACUAGUUGUAUGCUAACUGUCUCCAGUCUCCAUGAAGAUGAAACUUUUUAGACCGUACACCGAAAGAAAUAAACUACAUAAACCAGC